AGUAUCCAUCUCUCACGCAUACAACAAAAUCUAUAAAUGUUUCUUUGUAAUGCCAUGGUGGAGCCUGUAGAAAGAUAAAUUUAUAAUCCCUUGAACUACCACCCAUUGCAACGUGAAACGCUUACCCUACUGCUUUCGUUGCCAAGCCUUCUAAACAAUCUUUCAACAUGAAUACUUUUGAACCACGUACACUGUACUCGUCAGCAACCUAUCCCAUCUCACCUCCGUACGAAUUUAACGACAUCCAUCAAGAUCUAUUCGACCACACACUACUAAGCCAGCCGCCAAAAACGAACAUUCAAAAAAUCGAAUCUGAUAAGCCAAAUAAAAUCGCCUGGAUGCUCAGCCCAGAGAGCACUCGAGGCGACGACGACGAUUUCUCAGAAACCUCAUCUGAUUCGGAAAAAAGUCUCAUCGAUGGCCCUUUGGACGAUGUUGAAAGCCUAUCGGUUCCAUCAAAAAUGCGAUACAAGCACCAGGACGCUGUCAGUGCUAUCAUGAACAGCAAUAGCCAUAUACCAUUAAAAUCCGCCGUAGCCAUCGCCAAUGGGUUAGGUCGGUAUGGUCGCAAAUCGACACCGCAUCGAUCCCCCACAGCCUCUCAGGUUCAAGAAAAGGAUCUGAUAUUCCAGGUUGAUAUGCUGACCCCCAACGGUAUUGAACACAAGUCCAAAGUCAUUUCAGGGGAAUCUUUAUUGAUGGCCUUGAAACGCCGAGUCACCGCGGCCAGACAGCAAGAUCGAACACUCUAUUCACAACCGUCGCCUCAUUCAAAACGCAUGCACCAUAGCCAGCGAGUGUCUGUUACGCGGAUAUGGUUACCUAAAACACCAUCGCCGAGCAUUCACAAGAAAAAUCAACCACGUACUACCAGGCAUUUAGAAUACCCUUCAGCACAGCCACAGAUGCAAAGCACACGAUCACCCAGCCAUGAACCGAUCUAUGACGAAUACUCUAGCAUGGAUUCAGAAUCUGACACCAAACCACGAGAACGUCAGCCCACAGGUCAAUUCAAACCACAUGGCUCCACCCUCAAAACAACCAAGCCAAAAGGUCCCUGCCAAGCUUGCCAAGAGCAUUCAGAAGGUUGCAUGCGCAAGGCUUUUGGAUGGCCGCUAUCGGAUGGCAAGAUUUAUUAUGACAAAGGCAGACCAUUUGUUUAUCUAUGCAACAAAUGUGGCCUGAGAUACAACAAAUCAAAUGGCUGCGUGUGCCGAAAUUGUAAAUGGGUACUAUGCAAGGAAGAUAAGCGCAAGGCGAUGCAUUUCAUUGAAGCCAUGCGUGCUAAACGACCUGAUGGUUACUUGGAUCCAGAAGAAGAGAUCGAAGGUUUCCUUUGCCCUCCCAAGUACUGGAAAUGCAAUCAACCAUGGAAAGUCGGAUGGGUUCUCAGCACCAACACCAAAGAGUGAAACCAAAGAAAAUCAACCUACCCUACGCUUUCAUAGAUUCAGCCGUAGAAUGUUUUUUUUCUCCCAUUAGCCGGCCUGCC
Molecule: messenger RNA, 1492 nt
Organism: Umbelopsis ramanniana AG
Lineage: Eukaryota; Fungi; Mucoromycota; Umbelopsidomycetes; Umbelopsidales; Umbelopsidaceae
Exons: 3
Coding region: 168-1412 (414 amino acids)
Source: RefSeq, a predicted model, not a curated record